Bipolaris zeicola 26-R-13 is the source of this 921-nucleotide messenger RNA. RefSeq lists its product as uncharacterized. The transcript has 3 exons. The coding region runs from base 1 to 921 and encodes 306 amino acids. Gene Ontology annotation, cellular component: RAVE complex. The record is from RefSeq and is a predicted model, not a curated record. Lineage: Eukaryota; Fungi; Ascomycota; Dothideomycetes; Pleosporales; Pleosporaceae.
AUGUCCACCGCGAUAUGGCCGCCCAUCGACGAGGACCGUCUCGCCCAGGAACAGGCCGCAUCGCAAGCGCGCGAGCUCGAGUGGCUGCUUGUCCAGCUGCGCGAGACGCUGCAGUCGCUCAAAGCCGGCCUCGACGAGUGUGCCGCCCUGCUUGCGCCCUCUGAAAAUGGGUCUACGCUGGUGUUGACCUCUGUGCGCUCAGAGAGCCUCAAGGGCCUCAUUACGCGCAUCGGCACGCGCAUCACCAAAGGCAACAUCAAGCUCCGCCUCGCAAGCCUCCCACCGCCAAAGGGCUCAUUGACCUGGGACCUCGUCAUCUCCUCUGCACCGCAUGCACCUACACUCGUUGUUCCCCAGCUUACUGCUGUACGAACCUCCAUCAACAGUUGUCUAGACGCCAUCGAUGUCGCUACCUGGGGAGGAGACGCGACCAACGCCCAAUUCGUCUCGGGCCAACUCCAACUACUACACGACCACAUAAUUGAGGCACAAGCUGCUCUCAAAGGCCAUUCGCUUGUCCAGCCCUCGUGGUGGGACAAUCCCGUUGACGAAAACACAUUUGAUCCUCCACUGCCUGCAAAUGUAUCCUUCCACCUGUUUGUCUUUGACGCUGCCCUCGUCCUCGAAAUCCGCACCCUGGAGCCCCAUCAUGCGGGGGAUAGCGGCUCACUCACUGGGUUCAGCAUCCGCAACACCUUUGCAUCAGCCCUCGGCGGCACCCGAGCCCCUACACACGACGAAGCCGACCGUACCUUCACAUACAAGAACCGCGAAGUCCGUGUCAAGGAGAAGAUCCGUGUUGAAAGCCAAGAUCCAGCCUUGAUAUCCGCCUCAGCAAAGCUCAACGCACUUGGGCACACAGUCAUGCUCAGCCGGAAGGCUCUCAACAUUGUAAUGGGUCGAGACGAGCAAAUGGACUAA